AGCCGCCACCGUGUUAUGGGCGUGCGCAACUGCCUCGACGGCAAUAAUAUGUCAGGACAACGCAAUAACCCCCCUGAACUCGGGGAACAGCCCGAGCAACCACCUUUGGAGGCCCCAGGGGCAGCUGCCCCCGGUGCUGGGCCUGGCCCAGCCGAAGAGAUGGAGACCCCACCGCCUCACAGCGAGCCCAUCCCCAUCGAGACUGAAGGCGAAGCCUGUGGACCCCCAGAGGUCUCCAGACCCAACUUCCAGGACCUCGGCCAGGCCAUCAAGGAAGCUGGAGCCCAUGGAGGGUACAGCCCACCUCCCGAGGAAGCCAUGCCCUUCGAGGUCGAGCAGGCCAGCUUGGGAAGCUUCUGGCCUACCCUGGAGCAUCCUGGAGACACCACUGGGACCGGUGCAGGCCUUGAGGCCUUCAGCCCACCGGUCAUGGAGCCCGGAGCCUCCCCUGAGGCCGUUCCAAGCCUGGGAAGCUACAGCCCUCCACCAGAAGAAGCUAUGCCUUUUGAGUUUGAGCAGCCAGACCAGGGAGAGAACCAACCUCCCUUGCAGGUCUCAGACCUUGCUCCAGGAGGCCCAGGUUCGGUGGUCUUCAGGGCUCCUCCCGAGGAGCCCCGAGCCAUCAGAGCUGAAAACGCAGGCAUCAGAGGAGGAUGCAGCCCUCCCCUCGAGGAGGAUCUGCCAUUCGAGUUUGAUGGAGCAGCCUUGGGGGACGACAGCCCACCUCCUGGGCUCCCCCGAGCUAUCCCACAGAUCGACGGCGGUGGGGGCAACCAGAUCACGACAGUCGCGGUCUCGAGUGCGAUCCUCCUCACUCCCGCCGCGAACGAGCCCCCCCUCUGGGUCCCCGGCAUCAUCGGCAGCCCAUCUCGAGAGGCUGUCAGACCUCUUCCACACUUCGCGGGAGACAGCCCCCCGAUGGAGGUCUCCAGACCCCCGCGCGAGGUUGGCAGCGCCCCCGUUGGGGUCGAUGACGCUCCCGGCGACAUGGACAGCCCCCCAGUCGCGCUUGAUGAUCUGCGCAUCGAGGUCUCCGGAGCUCCCGUUGAGAGAGAGCAAGCAGAGGGAGAGAGACCCCCAGCCGAGGGAGAAGCAGCCGAGAUGGAGGGAGGCUCAGCCACCACAGCCGCGGAGGGAGGCAAGGUCCCCGAUCCCGGGGACGGAGCCCCUGCCGCCGCCGCCGAGGCAGCACUGGCCGCUCCAGCCGCCGAGGCAGCCUCGGCUGCUCCAGAACCCCCUGCCGCCGGAGCAGCCCCAGCCGCUCCUGCCGCCCCAGCCGCUCCUGCCACCCCAGCCGCUCCUGCCGCCCCAGCCGCUCCUGCCGCUGGGGCAGCCCCGGCCGCUCUUGUCACCAGGGGAGCCCCUGUUGGCCGGGCGGCUCCUGUCCCCCGGGCAGCCACUGUCCCCCGGGCAGCCACUGUCCCCCGGGCAGCCUCCGUCUCCCGGGCCACUCCUAUUACCUGGGCAAAGCCCACCUCGGGAGCCCGACCCGAGAUCAGUUUCCUUAGACCCCCCAGCCCGGAGAUCCAGGCUGCCGAUCCGCCUGUUCCGCAGCCUCCGCGCGCAUUUGCCUGGCGGGGCAGGUCAGAGCCCAGCUGCUGCUACCUCUACGACGAUCAGAUAUCCGUCAGCAGCGACAGCGAAGACGAAUCCGACGAUGGGACCUUCGGAUGCCGCCGCUGGUUUUCGUCCAAGCAAAACCGCCGCCGCCGAAAGCCCCGGAGCAACUUGCUCCCCAACUUCCUCGUCCGGGCCUUCCGAGGCUGCGUCUUCGGAUCCGAGAGCCCCCAGUUCAGAGGCGCCUUCAGCCCCAAGGUCAAGAAGGUUGCCUUGGCGGAGAAGCGCAGACAGGACCGCAAGGAAAACGCGGGGAAGCGUGGCCAGAAGUGGUCCGAGAAGAGACACAGCCAGUUCACCAACAAGCAACUCCAGAACAAGAUGGACAACUCGCGUACGCACCGCAUGCUGUUUCUAGCUGGACAAACCAGUGCCAGCGAUCGUAAGACCACGUCGCCGAGUCGUGGGGUGGGGGACGGCAAGAAAGGCGGGGGCUUCAGGUUUUAUAAACAAGAGUCAACCCAAGCAGUAGACCGACACAUUUAUGAUGGUGUGGAGUCACUGUUAGGUGCUGGAGAAUCUGGUAAAAGCACCAUUGUGAAGCAAAUGAGGAUCCUGCAUGUUAAUGGGUUUAAUGGAGAGGGCGGCGAAGAGGACCCGCAGGCUGCAAGGAGCAACAGCGAUGGUAGUGAGAAGGCCACCAAAGUGCAGGACAUCAAAAACAACCUGAAAGAGGCCAUUGAAACCAUCGUGGCCGCCAUGAGCAACCUGGUGCCCCCUGUGGAGCUGGCCAACCCAGAGAACCAGUUCAGAGUGGAUUACAUUCUGAGCGUGAUGAACGUGCCGGACUUUGAUUUCCCUCCCGAAUUCUACGAGCAUGCCAAGGCUCUCUGGGAGGAUGAAGGGGUGCGUGCCUGCUAUGAGCGCUCCAACGAGUACCAGCUGAUUGACUGCGCCCAGUACUUCCUGGACAAGAUUGAUGUCAUCAAGCAGGAUGACUACGUGCCCAGCGACCAGGAUCUGCUCCGCUGCCGUGUCCUGACUUCUGGAAUCUUUGAGACCAAGUUCCAGGUGGACAAAGUCAACUUCCACAUGUUUGACGUGGGCGGCCAGCGCGAUGAACGCCGCAAAUGGAUCCAAUGCUUCAAUGAUGUGACUGCCAUCAUCUUCGUGGUUGCCAGCAGCAGCUACAACAUGGUCAUUCGGGAGGACAACCAGACCAACCGCCUGCAGGAGGCUCUGAACCUCUUCAAGAGCAUCUGGAACAACAGAUGGCUGCGCACCAUCUCUGUGAUUCUGUUCCUCAACAAGCAAGAUCUGCUGGCUGAGAAAGUCCUUGCUGGAAAAUCGAAGAUUGAGGACUACUUUCCAGAAUUUGCUCGCUACACUACUCCUGAGGAUGCGACUCCCGAGCCCGGAGAGGACCCACGCGUGACCCGGGCCAAGUACUUCAUUCGAGAUGAAUUUCUGAGAAUCAGCACUGCUAGUGGAGACGGGCGCCACUACUGCUACCCUCACUUCACCUGCGCUGUGGACACCGAGAACAUCCGCCGCGUGUUCAACGACUGCCGCGACAUCAUCCAGCGCAUGCACCUCCGUCAGUAUGAGCUGCUCUAAGAAGGGAACCUCCAGAUUUAAUUAAGGCCUUAAGCGCAAUUAAUUAAAAGUAAGAUAUAAUUGUACACGCAGUUGAUCACCCACCAUAGGGCAUGAUUAACAAAGCAACCUUUCCUUUCCCUCAAGUGAUUUUGCGAAACCCCCUUCACCUUACAGCUUGCUUAAAUAUUCCAAAUUUAGAAAGCUUAAGGCGGCCUAUAGAUUAAGAUUAAGAAAAAAAGGCCACAAAUGUUCCCUUCUCUCUUUAAGUAACUAAAAUAAUAGCAGCAAACAGAAAUAAAUGAAGUAAAUGAAGCAAAUGAAAUAAAUAUCGUGUUGUGCAGCAUUAAAAAAAUCAAAAUAAAAAUUAAAUGUGAGCAAA
Molecule: messenger RNA, 3535 nt
Organism: Bubalus bubalis (water buffalo)
Lineage: Eukaryota; Metazoa; Chordata; Mammalia; Artiodactyla; Bovidae
Gene: GNAS
Product: GNAS complex locus
Exons: 15
Coding region: 16-3174 (1052 amino acids)
Biological process (GO): sensory perception of chemical stimulus; adenylate cyclase-activating dopamine receptor signaling pathway
Cellular component (GO): heterotrimeric G-protein complex
Molecular function (GO): GTPase activity; ionotropic glutamate receptor binding; beta-2 adrenergic receptor binding
Source: RefSeq, a predicted model, not a curated record